Macrobrachium nipponense is the source of this 344-nucleotide messenger RNA. RefSeq lists its product as uncharacterized. NCBI's taxonomy places the organism in Eukaryota, Metazoa, Arthropoda, Malacostraca, Decapoda, Palaemonidae. Bases 66 to 344 code for a protein of 92 amino acids. The record is from RefSeq and is a predicted model, not a curated record. The transcript is spliced from 5 exons.
GGUUUAAAGUUUUUAAUAAAGUUCAUUAUGAAUCUGCCAGUCAUUGCUUUAUUUCAUAUACAGAAAUGAUGACUCCAACUCGUAAGAGUGGACGGCAGCCGAAGCCCUCUGCCAAACUGAAGGAAUACCUGUAUGAAAAUGAAAUUGAAAAAGUAAAAGAAAGUACACCUCGAACAUCAGAGAAAAAAGCUCCACAGGUCAUAAAAGGUCCAGUUUCUAAGGAGGCCCCCAAAAAGAAGGAAUUUCAACAAACAAAAAGUCCAGUUGCUAAGGAAGCUCCCAAAAAGAAGGAAUCACCUCCAACAAAAACCACUGGACCACGUAUGAUAGAGAAGAAAAAAUAG